This is a messenger RNA of Vigna angularis (adzuki bean), 731 nucleotides long. RefSeq names its product protein PLANT CADMIUM RESISTANCE 2. The record is from RefSeq and is a predicted model, not a curated record. The transcript has 4 exons. Bases 70 to 504 code for a protein of 144 amino acids. NCBI's taxonomy places the organism in Eukaryota, Viridiplantae, Streptophyta, Magnoliopsida, Fabales, Fabaceae.
UUUGUCGUGACCUUCCCUUCUUCACUGUAUAUAAUAUCCUUCACACACCAUAGCCACACUCACAGAAAAAUGACCGAGAAGGUUGCUUAUGGCUCAUGGUCCACUGGUUUAUGUGACUGCUUCUCAGACUGCAGCUCUUGUUGUCUCACUUUUUGGUGCCCCUGCGUUAGCUUUGGAAGGGUGGCGGAGAUCCUGGACAAAGGGUCAACUUCUUGUUGUCUUCAUGGAUCACUGUUCUAUAUUCUUGCUAUUUUUACUCAUGUGGGAGGCUGUAUCUAUUCGUGGGUGUAUCGUGCAAAAUUGAGGGAGGCGUAUGGGAUUGAGGGACACCAUUGUACUGAUUGUUUAGUCAGUUGUUUUUGUCCCCAUUUAUCCAUCUGCCAGGAGUAUCGUGAGCUCAAAGCCCGUGGAUUUCACAUGUCUUCUGGUUGGGAUGGAAAUGUGCAAAUGCAAACGCGUGGCGUGACUUCAGCACCGGCGGUGGAAGGUGGCAUGAGCCCUUGAGUUAAGCGUCGCAUUCAACUCUAUUCAAGUUCUUGUACUAUUGCAUCAUUUUCAGCCUGGAAGCAAAAUGCAGAAACAAUGUAGAACCUUAAACAUUGUUUGUAACAAUUAGAUUACUUUUUAGUAUGUUCACCAGUAGUACUUUUUAUUAUAUGCACCCAUGCCAGUCUUGGAAUAUGUUUAUUUGGUAUGAUCUGUAUAAUACAUUUCAGAAAAAAUACUCAAAA